Cotesia congregata is the source of this 783-nucleotide messenger RNA. The record is from the annotation of a GenBank genome assembly. Lineage: Eukaryota; Metazoa; Arthropoda; Insecta; Hymenoptera; Braconidae.
AUGGCAGCUUGUCAUCCGCGUCCACUUCAGCACCUCCAAAUUCAUGAUAGUGGUAUUAAUAAUGUCCAAACUGUUGGAAAUAUCAAUCAUCUUCAGUCGCAUAGUCAAAAUCAUCAAAAUUUACCGGCUCAUUAUUCCCCGCAUCUUUUAAAUUGGGUUUAUUUAGCAAUUGCGGAUCAAAAUCCGCAUAAUGAACAGAGUAAAAUCCUGCCAACAGUAUGGGGAAAUUUUCCAACUGCAUCCCAGCAUCAAAAUUACAUGCAGAAAAGUUCACUGAGCCCUGGAUCAAUUCCCCUCGACAGUAUCGGCGAGCUCGCGGAACAUUUCAACGAGCUGGGCCUUUUGGACAAAAAACCUACAAAAAGACCUCCUUCGACGUAUUUGUGUCACUUGUGCUUCAGAAAAGGACAUUACAUCAAAGACUGUCCUCAGGCUAGACCAAAAGGAGAAGGUUUGACUCCUUACCAAGGAAAGAAACGUUGCUUCGGCGAGUACAAGUGUUCUAAGUGCAAGCGCAAGUGGAUGUCGGGGAACAGUUGGGCAAAUAUGGGCCAAGAGUGCAUAAAGUGCCACAUCAACGUGUAUCCCCACAAGCAGGUGAGUCUGGGGUCUACGGCGAUGUUGUUAACAAGCACCUCGUCUCAUCCGUUCAACUCCUUGCUUCGUUACAGACCUUUAGAGAAACCCGACGGCUUGGACGUCUCCGAUCAGAGCAAGGUACAUCCUCAACAUCUCUGCGAGAAGUGCAAAACUCUCGGUUAUUACUGCAGACGCGAUCAAUAG